Molecule: messenger RNA, 435 nt
Organism: Rhizophagus irregularis DAOM 181602=DAOM 197198
Lineage: Eukaryota; Fungi; Glomeromycota; Glomeromycetes; Glomerales; Glomeraceae
Source: RefSeq, a predicted model, not a curated record
AUGUCCGGUUCAUCUUAUCCUACACUUUCAAUGCUCAUUCCUUUAUAUAAUGCUUUAAUUGAUCAUAUGGAAGAUUAUAUAUUUGAAGAUGAAAAUGUAAAUGAAAAUGAAGAUGAAAACGAAGGUGAUGAUGAAAAUGGAAGUGUAGAUAAAGAAUCAAUUAUUAAAAAAGCAGCUACAAAUAGCUGGGAAAAAUUACUCCAAUACUAUAACAAGACGAAUGAUGCGUAUGUUAUUGUAACAAUUUUAGAUCCAAGGCUUAAAAUGAAGUACUAUAAUGACGAGACAUGGAAUGAUGAUCAGAGGAAGAAAAUUCACGAAAAAUUUUUAAAUGUUUAUAAUUCUACUUAUUCUAAUCCAAACUCAAGUUCAACUUUAAGCAAUUCUUUGAAUAAUGAAUAUAAAAAUUCAAUUACAUCAAAAAUAUUUAAAUGA